Messenger RNA from Salvia miltiorrhiza (redroot sage), 930 nucleotides. RefSeq lists its product as uncharacterized. Bases 1 to 930 code for a protein of 309 amino acids. Lineage: Eukaryota; Viridiplantae; Streptophyta; Magnoliopsida; Lamiales; Lamiaceae. The transcript has a single exon. The record is from RefSeq and is a predicted model, not a curated record.
AUGCCCGGAGAGGACCCUCAAAGACAUCUCCAAGACUUUGAGAUGACAUGUGGAACGGUGCGCACCGCUAGCCAAGCACUUGGUGAAUACAUCCGACUCCUUACUUUUCCGUUCUCUCUGUUAGAGGGAGCGAGGGAGUGGUUGUAUGAUUUACCCGAAGGAAGCAUUCGAACCUGGCAGGAGCUACAAAGCAAGUUUUUGGAGCGAUACUUUCCAGCUGCCCGGAUCCAGAAUCUGAGGACUCGAAUAAGCAAUAUAAAGAUGGGAUCAGCAGAAGUUUUAUACGAGUACUGGGGAAGGUUCAAGCAGAUGCUGGCCAAAUGCCCACAACACCAAAUACCGGAUCAUGAUCUUAUUCGGUAUUUUGUGGGAGGACUCCGGAGGCAAGAUAGGCAAUGGUUACACGCUGCAUGUGGAGGAUCGAUCUUAAACAAAUCCGCAGCGGAGGCUUUCAAACUCAUAGCCGACAUGGCAGAGGAAUCGAGAGAUGAGGAAGGAACUAUAGUCAGGAACCCUCUGACGCCAGCCACCUCUGCCCAAGACGAAAAGUUGGAUAAGCUGUGCAACAUGUUCGAGAAGUUUAUGACGAACCAAGGAGCAUCCAAUCAGGGAAUCCACAACAUUCGGAAGCCUGUGAAGGCAUGCCAACUCUGCAUGGCAACUUCACAUGCAACCGAUGAAUGUCCACAACUUUUCGAAGAUGAAGAGCUUAAUGCCAUUGGGCAACAGUCAGGAGGGAACAAUGGAGGACAGGACCAGAAACCUUUUGAGCCCUAUAGACAGCAGUAUAACAAUCAAGGAUGGAGGCAGCAUGAGAACCUUAGGUACGGCAACAACCACUAUUUGGGGCCAAACCAAGGGCAAACAAGUAACCACCACAAUACUCGCAACAACCUCAACAAGCAAGAAGAUCUUCCUUGUCAGAGCUAG